AUGCCUGAACCCGCGAAGUCCGCGCCCAAGAAGGGCUCCAAGAAAGCCGUGACCAAGACCGCCGGGAAAGGCGGCAAGAAGAGGAGAAAGAGCAGGAAGGAGAGCUACGCCAUCUACGUGUACAAGGUGCUGAAGCAGGUCCACCCCGACACCGGCAUCUCCUCCAAGGCCAUGGGCAUCAUGAACUCGUUCGUCAACGACAUCUUUGAGCGCAUCGCCUCUGAAGCGUCUCGUCUGGCUCACUACAACAAACGCUCCACCAUCACCUCCAGGGAGAUCCAGACCGCCGUGCGCCUCCUGCUGCCCGGGGAGCUGGCCAAGCACGCCGUGUCCGAGGGAACCAAGGCCGUCACCAAGUACACCAGCUCCAAGUAGACCAACACCCAAUACAAACCAACGGCUCUUUUAAGAGCCACACACCCAAUCUGCAGAGCAUUAAACUUUCUUUAACCACCAAAUAUGAAUAUUGAAUAAUCAUUAGUCUGGGUUUAAGAAUAAACCUUAAUAUGUCUAUAUGUUCCUUGUCGGUCUGUUGUGAACUGUUACCCGCAAGGAUAUAAUAAACUGUUAGUUUGCACCCGUGGAAAGUGAUGAAAUUCAUCAGUGACAUUUCAGUUAUUGUAAUGCAAAGUGUUGUGGUAUUUACAAUAUUUCCUAUGGUCGUUAGUCAAUACAGACUAGCAACUUGUGAAUUUAAUAUGAACAUUUUCUUUAUUGUAGCCUAUUGCGUUUACAUGGGCAUAUUCUUCUU
Cololabis saira (Pacific saury) is the source of this 751-nucleotide messenger RNA. RefSeq names its product histone H2B-like. Gene Ontology annotation, molecular function: protein heterodimerization activity; DNA binding; structural constituent of chromatin. Lineage: Eukaryota; Metazoa; Chordata; Actinopteri; Beloniformes; Belonidae. The record is from RefSeq and is a predicted model, not a curated record. The transcript has a single exon. Bases 1 to 375 code for a protein of 124 amino acids. Gene Ontology annotation, cellular component: nucleosome.